GCUGCUCGCCCACCCCCUCAGGCCCCCCCCUCUCCUGUCACUCCCGGUACCUCCGCAGCGUCCAGACCCCCUUUGGCCCCGCCCCUGCCAGCUCCUCCCACUCCAGGCACCGCCCGUCUUUUCCGGUCAGGCCCCUUGAAUGGCGGCCGCGCGCUGCCUUGCUUCCAGGGCUCAGGCUCCUGCUUAGCCGCGGCCUGGCCCCUGGCUAUGCCCAGCCAUGCCGCCACGGCCGGCCCGCGCAAUUAUCGCCGACAUGCGGAGUUAGGAGCGGCUCCCCACGUCCGCAGCUGGGAGAGCGGGGCCGGGGUGUUGGCGGGGGACGGAGAGGAGCCCGAGGAGGAGGACGAGGAGGGAGAGCUGCUGAGCCCGGAACCGCUGCAGCCCAGCGAGUGUGUGUCCUGCAUCCUGACGUCAGGGGCCCGGAGGGACCGUAGGCGGAACACAGAGUGUCAGGUGGCGAGGCCGCCUCGCUGGUGCGCGCAUUGCAAGGCUGGUCGGUUGUGCGGACCCUGGUGGUGCACAUGUGGGUUCCCAGAUCGCAAGUUUGUCUUUGGCAAGGGAAACUUCCUAGCUGACGGACCCUCCCCUACUCCUCGGAGAAGACUAAGGAAUCUGUGGACAUCAUGUGUGUGUUUCUGAACGUGGAGAGGAUGACAGCUCUGACCAAGAAGACCCUGCAGACUACCUGGGGUGUCCAUGUGUUGGACAGGUUCACUAUCGUCCUGCACAUUUUCCACUAUAAUGCCCACACCAGGAAGGCCUGGCUGCAGCUGGCGCUGGUGGAGAUCCCCCUGCUCUGGCGGUCACCCCUGCUCUGGUCUACCCUGAGCAGCGGUUCUGCCCGACUGGAUCAGCAAGGAAGGGGCUUAUGGUACAUCAUGGGGUCAGGAGAGUCAUCCACAGAGCUGUGCCAACAGGCACUGAAAGAGGAGGCAAAGCGGAGUGUGCUGAGGAAGUAGCGCUUGCAGCACAAGUUCCCCAUUGUGUCUGUCGUCUGCUACACCAACUGCGGGAAAACCACACUCAUCAAAGCCCUGACUGGGGAGGCCACCAUGCAACUGUGUGACCAUCUGUUCACACUUGUCACAGCACACGCGGGGUUGCUGCCCUCGUGCAUGCCCAUCAUGUAUGGCUUUCUGUCACAGCUGCCACACAGCCUGAUCCAGUCUUUCACCGUGCUGGAGGACGUGGUCCAUUUGGAUGUUAUCCUGCAUUUGAGGGACAUGAGCUACCCCAACAUGGAGCAACAGAGGCCAGAGUCUUGUCUACACUACAGCUGUGGUGUAGACAAGACACUCUUGAACUCCAUGUUGGAAGUUCACAACAAGAUGGAUCUGGUUCCUGGGUACAAGCCUCCCAGGUCCCUGCAUCCUGGCCGAGUCUGCACUCCUGGGCCAUGGGCUAGACAAGCUGAAGAUGACGCUGGAGGAGUCCGUUCUGCAGGUCACUGGCUGGCGGGUGCUCACCCUCUGUUUACCGCUUGGGGGAACCCAGCUCUGAUGGUGCUGUCUCCCCACUUGUCAGCACUGCUUCCCAGUCUGCACGAUGCUGAUGUCAACUUGGCUUUCCAAGCCUGCACCACCCUCUGCCCAUCACUACGCACCACGCUAAUAUCAGCACACUUCCUAGAAUGCACCACAGUGGUCUCUCUGCAACUGGCAGUACAAGGAGGCCAAGGUGCAGCAGGUGCAGGAGCUACCCAAGACUGACACCGCCCACAUGACAGUUAUCAUCAGCCAAGCCACCUAUGGCCGGUUUCGGAAGCUGUUUCCUGUGGAUAUAGCUUGUGGCCAUGGUGUUGUCCCGCCACUUUCUCCCUCCCAGCUGUUCCCUGAGUGAAAACCAGGACCAGAUGUGGAUUCAGCUCAUGAGAGGGUGUUUGUGGAUGGCCCCAUGUAGUCCUGCCCCUUCCUCCCAGCUGAUUCCUAAGUGACAACUACAUAGAUGGACUGAGGACCUGAUAUGGGAGGUCAUGGCCUCUCAUAGUCCUGUCCCUUCCUCCCUCUCAGACUGACGGGCAGCUCAUUAAAGCAGGAUUUGCACUUUG
Messenger RNA from Arvicola amphibius (Eurasian water vole), 2047 nucleotides. Its product is annotated as putative GTP-binding protein 6. Gene Ontology annotation, molecular function: ribosome binding; GTP binding. Gene Ontology annotation, cellular component: cytoplasm. The record is from RefSeq and is a predicted model, not a curated record. NCBI's taxonomy places the organism in Eukaryota, Metazoa, Chordata, Mammalia, Rodentia, Cricetidae.